UCGUAAAAAUUAUAACAACAAUUAGAUAUUUGGAUAUCAUUUAAGGUUAGGGUUAGGCAAUUGUUAUCAGUGUGGUUAGGGUUAAUGUUAGGUUUAAGUUUAAAAUCAAAUUGUAUUGAGAAGAGCAAUUGUAGAAAUAGGCGGGGUUUAUGAGUUUGUGGCUGUGCUAACUAGGGACGACCUCAAAUCCAUCCAAAUUGAAGGUGAAAGUAUUUUCCUAUCUCGUCCUGUAGCACUUUACACAGCGGUUUGUGCCCGGUUUGUUUAACGCUUUGUCUAACACCCUUCCUUGGUAAUAGUCGUCAUUAUGUCGUUAUUCGGAGAGGUUCCCCAAGCCACCCCAGUGGCUGUAUUCAAGCUGUCGAAUGAUUUUAAAGAGGACGCGAACCCCAAGAAGGUGAACCUCGGAGUUGGAGCCUACAGGACAGAUGAGGGCCAGCCCUGGGUGCUGCCCGUGGUUAAGAAGGUGGAGAAGAUCAUCGUAGCGGACAAUAGUCUGAACCAUGAGUACCUGGCCAUUCUGGGUCUGCCUGAGUUUAGGUCCUCUGCAUCCAAGAUCGCCCUGGGAGAAGACAGCCCUGCCAUCCAGGAGAACAGGGUGGGAGCGGUGCAGUGUCUGGGGGGUACAGGUGCUCUGAAGAUGGGGGCAGAGUUUCUCAGACGCUGGUACAACGGGAAUGACAACACAAAAACACCUGUCUAUGUCUCAGCGCCUACCUGGGAGAACCACAACGCUGUGUUUGCCAACGCCGGGUUCGAGGACAUCCGUCCCUAUAAGUACUGGGACGCAGAGAAGCGGGGUCUGGAUCUGGACGGUUUCCUAGGCGACCUGGAGAGUGCACCAAAGCACUCCAUCUUUGUUUUGCACGCGUGCGCCCACAAUCCCACCGGCACAGACCCUACACACGUAGAGUGGAUGCAGGUGGCUGAGGUCAUGAAGAGGAGGAAGCUGUUUGUGUUCUUUGACUCAGCGUACCAGGGCUUUGCAUCAGGCUGUCUGGAUAAGGAUGCCUGGGCCGUGCGCUACUUUGUAACGCAGGGUUUCGAGAUGUUCUGCGCCCAGUCCUUCUCCAAGAACUUUGGCCUCUACAAUGAGCGUGUGGGGAACCUGACUAUUGUAGCUCGUGAUUCUGACAACCUGAAGAGAGUUCUAUCUCAGAUGGAGAAGAUUGUCAGGGUAACCUGGUCCAACCCUCCCUCCCAGGGUGCAAGGCUGGUCGCCAUCACACUCAACACACCUGAACUCUUCGCUGAAUGGAAGGAUAAUGUGAAGACCAUGGCAGACCGUGUGUUGUUGAUGAGGGCUUCACUCCAGGCUAAACUGCAGGCUCUGGAAACCCCAGGAACAUGGGACCACAUCACACAGCAGAUCGGCAUGUUCAGCUUCACUGGCCUCAACCCUAAACAAGUGGAGUACAUGAUCAAGGAGAGGAGUAUCUACCUAAUGGCCAGCGGUCGUAUCAACAUGUGUGGUCUGACCACUAAGAACAUCAACUAUGUGGCCGAGUCUAUCCACGAGACUGUUGUCAACGUCCAGUAGAAGACUACACUACCCACAACCACCAGCACUCCCUCCUGCCCCCCACCAGCUGUGUUUGUGUGUGUGUGUGUAUAAUGUAUUGGACCAAACAUACAUAAUAAGCCCCAUUCCCAACUCCCAGCACACUAGCUUAUGCUGGGCCUAUAAUGUCACUUGUUGUCUAUAGAUACAUUGUAUUUGAACACUUAAAUGAAUGCACAGGCAGCGUAAAGGCUAAAGAGAAGUGUUCAUGAUUUGUCUGUGUGUCUCUGUGUGGGUAUCAUCCCUGUGUGUCAUCACUGCUGCUUGCAGUAGAGUGUGGAGUGUAAAUGUAAAUGUAAAUGAGUGAUUUAAUUUGUACUGUUUUUGUUCAGUAGUGUUGAAGUCCUGUUUACUGAUUAAGCACUGUGUGUCAGGGCAUUUUAGCUGCUGUGUGGUUCCACACUAAGCACUAGCUGGCUGGGUCUUAAUACUCGGAAAUGGCUUCCUUUCCUCAUCUCUGAUGUUCCUUCAACCUAUCGUGUCCAGCCAGAUCAGUGAUCAUGGAGGGAAGGACACAAGGAAAGGAGAUAUGGAAAAUAAGCUAUAUUGUUUCAACUAUUGCGACACAGCCCAAGUGUUUCUGGAUGUAUUAGGACUAGCUCCCGCAGUGCUGGUGAAGGCGAUCUUCCAUUGCUUAUUAAUAUUAUUAACAUUACCUUAUGAUUAGUAUUGUUUGGGUCGUUGAAUUGCGGUGGGAUGUGGGCCUGGCAUUUUGAAACAAAGGUACCUCAUUUGUAUUUAUUUUUUAUUUAAAGCUGCAGUAGUAACGUUUUGGGCGACCUGACCAAAUUCACGUUGAAUUGUAAGUUAUAGAUUUGGAAUUCUCAUUGAAAGCAAGUCUAAGAUGCGGUAGAUAUGUUCUAUGUGCACUAUUUCUAUGCUUCCCGUUCUCAAGUUUCGUUUGUGCAUCUUUUACUUUGGGUUUUGUACACCAGCGUCAAACAGCUGAACAUAAAAUAUAUUUGGUUUUGGAAAAAAUAUCUCAAAGCGGUUUAGAUGGUACAAUGAUUCUCUACACUACACCUGCUUAGGCAAACUAUUAUUAGGCAAACUAUUAGAACGCUAGCAAACUGGAAAUGACGGAACGAUUUCUGCAAAUUGCACCUUUAAAUGUAUUUGGGUACUAUAAGGUGCAAUCGGGAGAACGUAUUAAAAAAAAGGAAUGCCAUCGCCAUUCAAGAACGACCCAUUUUUACGCAAAUUUCAUUCCAACUGUGAAAGGCGCAUUCCCUUGUCAGUUUGACUUACCCACCUGCAUACCUCAUAGGAGUUGUUUGUGUCCACUUGAAAGAGAACCUAAAUAUUAACUGUGACCAAGUAAUCAGUACUUGACUUGAAAGCAUACAGCAAGUACUAGAGUGAAAAACAAUCAAUUGACCAAAUCAGUCAUGCACUUAAUGUAUGUCAAAGAGAUGUAGCUAUGUAAUAAGGAUGCUAAUAUUGAACAUGAACUAUGGACGUUAUAUUUACAAUCAUGUUUAUUUUGGCCCAAGAUGAUGAAGUAAAAAUGAUGUAUCAGUAUCUCAGACUUAAACUGUGUAACUCUCUGUUGAAUUUCACGUUCAAAGUCCUGGCGUGCAUUCAGUCGGGACAAACAGGACUGUUCUCAAUCAGAGAGCAACAAUCCCUGUUAUUUUUGUUUCAACAUUUGAAAGAAGGAUCUGCUCAGUGUGAAUGUCCAAUCAGUCUAUUCCGAAGCGGUCGCUCUCUGUUGUUAUUAUCAGUAUCUGACAUCUCAGUGGUAUACGUGUAUUCAAAAUUGCACAAAUCAAAUGCACUAACAGAUGCUGUGAAUACCUAUGUAUCUCAAGGGGGUAUGACUCAAAUCCUUUAAUAAAUGUCUGCACACCACAA
Messenger RNA from Oncorhynchus gorbuscha (pink salmon), 3415 nucleotides. RefSeq names its product aspartate aminotransferase, cytoplasmic-like. Gene Ontology annotation, biological process: L-aspartate biosynthetic process. Gene Ontology annotation, molecular function: L-aspartate:2-oxoglutarate transaminase activity; pyridoxal phosphate binding. The record is from RefSeq and is a predicted model, not a curated record. Bases 308 to 1540 code for a protein of 410 amino acids. The transcript is spliced from 9 exons. Gene Ontology annotation, cellular component: cytosol. Lineage: Eukaryota; Metazoa; Chordata; Actinopteri; Salmoniformes; Salmonidae.